AUGGCAGCGACGAAGCGUCAGACUGCAUCGUCCGUUUCUACCUGUCGCCGUACGAGCCCAUCCUCGGAGGUGACUCAGACGACUGUGAUGACGGCGACGGUGACGGUGUCGCACCAUAAUAGACUUGAGCUCUGCAUUCCGCUCGGAUGUAAGGAGGACCUGUACGGCAAUCUGGCGGCGCUUCAGUACAUGUACACGGGAGAGCUGCGGGGAUGCGGCGGCGGCGGCGGCGCCGCCGCUGCAGCUGGCUUCAGCGUGGCCGAACUUUUGGCUAUCCGGAGUCAAGCGACUUACCUCCAGGUCGAAGGCUGUGCUGAGGCAUGUGACCGGGAGCUGCUCCACCUGUUGACGGAGCUGGCGCCUCCUUCGAGCACCAACGCUGCCAGCGGCUCCCAGGCUCAAGGGGCUGCUCAAAGCUCCGGCGGCGGAAGCAGCGUCAGCAUCAGCGGAGGUGGCAGUGGCGGGACCAGUGGCGGCUGUACAUCCUUUAACGGCCGAGCCGCCGCCGCCGCCAUCGGUGUGAUCUUGGGGGGCCCCGGUGCAGCAGUCAGCGCAAUCGGCGGUGGUAGGGAUAAUGUACGGGCGUACGGCCGCAGCGGCGGCGGUAAUGGGGGAGUCGACAGCGUUGAAGCUUCGGCCGCUGCCGCCGCUGCAGCUAUCCGGGAAGGCGUCGUACCUGUGCUGCAAUUCGCGGAGCGUUGCCCUGCCGCCGCCGCCGCCGCCAGCUUUGUGCAGGUCGUCGAUGCCUGCCGCCGGCACCUCGUGUCGCACUUCUCCGAAGUGAUAACCAUACUCAACUCGCCGUCUCUGCGACGCCAGCUUGCGGCGCUACCCUCGUGUGCGCUGGAGCUGUUGCUUGGUUGUAGCAGCCUUCGGGCCGAUAGCGAGGCGAGUGUGCUACAGCUCCUGGCGGUAUGGCUGGCCGCAAAUCCCUCGACUCCGCCGUCACGUUGUACGGCACUAUGCCGUCGAAUUCGCGCAGCGCACUUGGGUCGGACGUACCUGGCGUUUGUGCUUCCGUGCGUCGACUGGUGGCCCAUGGGACAUAGGCAGCAGUUGCGCACACUGCACCUCGCCUCCGCCACGGCGGCGGAACGCCGUGCACUGUCGGAGCUGGCGGCUGCGGCGGUUGCGUCCGCGGCGGUGGCGGCGAUAGCGGUAGCGGCACCAGUGGACGAUUGCCAUUAUGAGGCGGCGGCGGAAGUGGACAAGACGAAGGGGGACGACGGCGGCGGCGACGCCGACGCUUGGAGCUGCGCGUCGCCGCGCGACCCCAGCAACACCGUUCACAUGUUCCGAUGGAAUCUUCCGCGUAAGGCCCUCAUAGAUGCCAUUUGCAGCGGCGGCGACGCCGCCGUAACGUUUGACGGCGGUAUGGAGGCCGUGUCAUUUGGUGGUUUUGAGUGGAGCGUGUUUGUAAAGCCGCCGAGGAGCGACGGCUGCAGCGGCGGUGACGGGGAUGAUGGCAGUGGAGAGGGCAGCAGUGGUGGCAGCAUCUUAGCCGCCGCCGCUGCCGCCACUGGCGCUGGCGGCAGACGCGCGUGUACCGCAGCCGCCGGAGUGUAUCUAAUCUGCAGCGUGCCGGCGGAAGUUGAGAAUGGUUAUCAGUGCGCGGAGGCCCCGGGCUCAGGGGGCUUCAGCGCAAAAGCCGCUCCCGCCGACGGCGGCGGCGGCGGCAUUGUCGGUGGUGGCGGCUUGGCAGGUGCCCAGGUUCGACGCCUUACCCGGAAGCGGAUCUCUGGCAUCACGUCCGUUCCGUCCGCGUGCAUCGAGGUCUUUCGCGGACGGUCUCUCCCGGCGCAACACGCGGCACAAAUGGCGCCGCCGCAGUGGCGGCGGCGGCCCGUAACGGCGCUGGCGGCCGCCUACAGAGGCGGAGGCUCCACCGCCGCCGCCACAGCUGCCGCCGCCCGCAGCGCGAUCUGGGGUUCCUUGCUGGCGGAGCUGUCAGACCCAGACUCACCGAGGGCAGCGGCAGCAACGCUGCCGCCGCCGCCGCUGCGCCUUCAUCCCGUGAACGGCAACGGCGGCGGCGGCCCGGAGGUGGCGGCUGUGGUCAAGUUUGGACCAAACGAGGUGUUCAAAUUUGGACCGAGUGCUCCGGGCCGGGGCAUCUGCGACGUGUUGGCACUGCGCAGUCGGGAACGCGAUGCCGGGCAUGCCACCGAACUGUCACGGAGUGUUCGCGGCGGCGGCGGCGGCGGCGGUAAUGCUGCUGAUGGCGGUGGCAGUGUAUCCGGUUGGGGCAGUGGUGGCGGCGGCGGCCGCGGCUGCGGCGGCGGCACCACCACCCUCCGAUCGACGACGGCAUCGGCAUCGGCAGCCGACCUCGAGGACCUCCGAAACCACCAGCUGGCGGCGUGGCUGCCGUAUCUGCAUCCCCUGGAGGCCUUUGACGACGGCACGGCAGGAGGCGGCCUGGCGGGAACGCUGACACUGCGGUCGCGCUGA
Messenger RNA from Volvox carteri f. nagariensis, 2451 nucleotides. RefSeq lists its product as uncharacterized. Lineage: Eukaryota; Viridiplantae; Chlorophyta; Chlorophyceae; Chlamydomonadales; Volvocaceae. The record is from RefSeq and is a predicted model, not a curated record. The transcript has 3 exons. Bases 1 to 2451 code for a protein of 816 amino acids.